Alligator mississippiensis (American alligator) is the source of this 5562-nucleotide messenger RNA. RefSeq names its product nucleoporin 153 (gene NUP153). Gene Ontology annotation, molecular function: structural constituent of nuclear pore. Gene Ontology annotation, biological process: RNA export from nucleus; protein import into nucleus. NCBI's taxonomy places the organism in Eukaryota, Metazoa, Chordata, Crocodylia, Alligatoridae. Gene Ontology annotation, cellular component: nuclear pore. The record is from RefSeq and is a predicted model, not a curated record. The transcript has 22 exons. Bases 169 to 4542 code for a protein of 1457 amino acids.
ACUGAACCGGCGGCGCGUGAGGCCUGGGAGGCCGCGAGACGGGCCGCGCGCCGGCGGGGGCGCCGCUCCGCAGAGCCCGUGACGGCACAGAGGGGCGGGGCCGGGGAGCGGCCGGGCCGCGGGGGGAGGGACGGCGCGCGGGACCCGGGGAAGGGCCCGGGGCCCAUCAUGGCUUCGGGCAGCGGUGGCGGCAAGAUCCGGACGCGGCGCUACCACCUGGGCGCCUCCACGCCCUACUCACGGGGCAAGCAGCAGGGAAUCAUUAGUAGAGUGACAGAGUCGGUGAAGAACAUUGUACCAGGGUGGUUACAAAAGUACUUCAAUAAAAGUGAAGAGGAGCAUGUAGAUACAAGUGAACCUAGAAACCAGGUUGAGAAUCCAUUAAGCUACCAUCAUGAUUAUACAGAGGAAGACACCACUGUGAUUGAUGGAAGAGUCACUCCUGAGUCGACCAGAAUUAUUUUGGAAGAACCAUCCACAAGUAGAUCUGCAUUAAACUUCUCGGAUGUGUUGACAAGGCCUUCUCUUCAUCGAAGUCAUCUGAAUUGCACCAUGUUGGAUUCCACAGCACCACACUGUCAACCCUCCACAUCCUCUGCUCUUGGCAUUGGCAGUUCUGGACUCUCCUUAGUUAAAGAAAUAAAAGAUUCUACCUCUCAGCAUGAUGAUGAUAACAUCUCAACUACCAGUGGCUUCUCUUCUAGAGCAUCUGAUAAAGAUAUAGCAGUUUCAAAAAAUACUGUACCACCUCUCUGGUCUGCAGAAGCAGAACGGUCUCAUUCCCUCUCACAACAUACGCCUACCAGCUCUAAAAAACCUGCAUUCAACUUAACAGCUUUUGGAGCUCUCUCCCCUUCACUUGGUAACACUUCUGUCCUUAAGACAAGCCAGCUUGGGGAUUCUCCAUUUUAUCCUGGAAAAACCACUUACGGUGGGGCAGCUGCAGCAGCAAGGCAGUCUAAAGCACGAAUUACUCCUUAUCAGAUGCCAGUAAGAAGACAAAUGAAAGCAAAGCAAGCAAAUGUGCAGUCCUAUGGAGUGACAAGUUCCACAGCACGGCGCAUCUUGCAGUCUUUGGAGAAGAUGUCAAGUCCUUUAGCGGAUGCUAAAAGGAUUCCAUCCUCUGUUUCUUCUCCACACUGUUCUCCUGUGGACAGGAGUGUGCUGGAUAUUACUGGCUUCCAUUCAAAAAGAAAACGGGUGGAAUCCCAACUCCCACCGGUUCAGAAACUUGUAACACCAAAGACCGUUUCUUUGUCAAUGAGCCGGUCCCAGUAUUUUAAACCAUCUCUGACUCCUACUGCUGAGUCAGGCAAAGCUCGACAGAGAGUAGACAUAAAGCACAAAGGAAUGAGGGAGAAAAAUCUAGCUAUAGAACUGCGAACAGAACCACCCGAAAGCAAUUCUACGUACCCCAAAUUCAGUAGUCCUGCCUCUAAUGGACUGUCUUCAGGAGGGGGAGGCGGCGGUGGCAAAAUGAGAAGAGAAAGAGGCCUACACUAUAUAUCAAAACCUGGACAAGAACAGGAGGUAGAGGAGCCAGUACUUCCAAAAAUAUCUUUACCCAUCAGUACUAUGUCAUUGCCUCAGUUCAGCUUUGGUUCCCUUGCUGCUACUACUACGGUCUCAUCAUCAUCAAUCACUCCAACACAACCAGUGAUUAACAAGGUGCUGCCAGCAAGUAAUGAUAGCAGCCCUGUGUUCAGAUUUUCAUCUCCAAUUGUAAAAUCUACUGAGGCAGAAGUGCUACCUCCGUUGUCUAUUGGGUUUACAUUUAGUGUUCCUGUUGUGAAAUCAACAGAGCCUUCUGGAUCCAGUGAUAGUCCAAUGCCACAUCUGUUUAGCCCAGGUACCACCACUUUAAAUAGCACCAGCAAUAAGAAGAAAGGAAAUGAUGAAUAUGAUGGCCCCUUCAAGCCUGCAAAAGUCUUGAAAGAGGGGAGUGUGCUGGAUGUUUUGAAAGGCCCUGGAUUUACUUCUCUGAAAGCCCACUCUCUUGCAGCUGAGCAGCCAGUUACAACAAGCACAGUGGUUUAUACAAGGCCUGCAAUAAGUAGUUUUUCUGCAGGUGCUUCAGGAGCUAAAGAGACCUCUAAGCCGACUUCAUCGUAUUGGCAGUCUGACGCGUGCAACUCGUGUCUUCUACAAAACAAGACUGCAGACAACAAAUGUAUAACUUGUCCAGCUCCAACAGUGUCAGCAGUAGAUACUACUAAACAGACUGGAACUGCACCUCUAAGCAGCACUGUUAAGUCAGCUGCAUCUGCAACAGGGACACUGGGCUUCGGAGACAAAUUUAAACCAGCAGCAGGAACGUGGGAUUGUGAUACGUGUCUAGUCCAUAAUAAACCUGAUGCUACCAAAUGUGUGGCCUGUGAGACACCAAAGCCUGGAACAGGAGUCAUGCCUGUUAUGACGUUGCCAGUAGUCAUAGAAAAUGCAGUAGCAGUGACUUCCUCUUCUAGCUGCACUGAAACAACAGUCACUUUGGGGUUUGGAGACAAAUUCAAAAAGCCGAAGGGUUCUUGGGACUGUACAGUGUGCCUUGUGUCAAAUAAGGCAGAGGACAGCAAAUGCGUAGCCUGUCAGUCUGAGAAGCCAGGGGGUUCAGUGCCUGUGACCAGUAGCAGUACUUCCUCGUUCUCUGUUCCUUCUGGAGGAUUUAUGGGAUUAGAUAAAUUCAAGAAGCCGGAAGGAAGCUGGGACUGUGACAUCUGCUUGGUACAAAACAAAGCAGAGGCCACAAAGUGUGUAGCUUGUGAGAGUGCAAAACCAGGUACCAAAGCUGAGCUCAAAGGUUUUGAUACUGCAGCCGUGUCCUCAGCUGUUACUGACCCAUCAUUUACAUUUGGUAUUCAGACGUCGUCCUCAGAGUCUUUGCAGACGUUAGGAAGCACAGGAGGUUUUAAGCUCGGAGAGCAGGGGGGUUUCAAGUUUGGCAUUGCAUCAGAAGUGGGAUCCUCAAGCAUUGUAACAGGGGGGUUUAAGUUUCCUAAAACUUCAGGGGACUUCACAUUUGGAGUUUCUUCUUCAGACUCUAAAUCAGAGGAGAGUAAAAAAGACAGUAAGAGUAACAACAACAAUUUUACCUUUGGACUUCCCUCGGGUACAAGCAAUCCAUCUACUUCAGCUUUUCAGUUUGGGACGUCAGCCCUGGGACAGCAGGAAAAGGACGAGCCGACCUUAGGAGGUUUCAGUUUCGGCACAAGUUCCACUGCCUCCUUAGCUCCAGCUGAGAAUAAAACUGGAGCAAGUGGCUUCGGUUUUGGAACCAAGGAGGACAAAGACGUUGCAGCAACUCCCUUUGCAUUUAAGAAAUCGGAUGAGAAAAAAGAUGAGAGUCCUUCUACAAAGGGAGGCUUCUCUUUUGGCAAUGUGGAGUCUGUACCUGCACCUGCCUCACAGUUUGUUUUGGGAAGGACAGAAGAGAAGCCAGACUCUGUCACCUCCACUGUUCCUUCAUUAGUGUUUGGGAAGAAAGUGGAGAAUGAGGAAACCAAGGCACAACCCAUGUUUUCGUUUGGAAAGUCUGAGCAAACCAAAGAAGAGAGUACAGCGAAACCCACUUUCAGUUUUAGUUUGGCAAAGCCAGCAGAGAAGGAAACUGAACAAACAAAGCCAACAUUUGCAUUUGGGGCACAAGCCAGUACUGCAGAUCAAGGAGCAGCAAAGCCAACUUUCAGUUUCUUAAGUUCUGGUUCCUCCAGUACAGCUGUACCAAGCACUUCAGCAAACAGCACCAGUGUGUUCGGAAGCUCCACCUCUGCCUCGAAUCCACCACCAGUUCCCACUCCCUUUGUGUUUGGACAAGCCAGCAACACUGUGAGCAACUCUGCUUUUGGCAGUUCUGCAGAGUCUACUGCAUCGCAGUCAUUUGGGUUCUCUCAAGAAAACAAGCCAGCAACAUCCUCCAGCACAGGGGCAGCUGUUGCUCCAUUUGUCUUUGGUUCAGGAGCUAGCAGUAACAAUACAGCAAACCCUGGUUUUGCCUUUGGAGCCACAACUACAUCAAGCUCUACAGGUUCCACCUCUUCAUUUGUAUUUGGCUCCGGGUCUUCAGCACCUGCUGCUGGUCCAGCAUUUGGUGUCAGCCAGACACCAGCAUUUGGUCAGAGUCAAGGCUCCAGCCAGCCAAAUGCUCCAACCUUUGGAUCCUUAUCAUCAACCUCUUUAUUUUCAGCUGGCUCUCAGCCUGCUGCUCCAGCCUUUGGGUCUGGAUCAAGUAGUAGUCAAGCUCCUGCAUUUGGACAGCAAGCAAAUCAACAGCCUGGCUUUGGCUCUGGUACACCCAAUUCUGGUUCGAUAUUCCAGUUUGGAAGUAAUCCUAAUUUCAACUUCGGAAAUAGCAACCCGGGAGUAUUUACCUUUGGUGCAAAUCCCAGUGCACCAGCAGCACCAGCCCAACCCUCUGGCUCUUCAGGAUUUUCAUUUAACCAGCCUCCAACUUUUACAGUGGGGAGUAAUGGGAAAAAUGUUUUCUCUGCUUCGGGAUCUUCAGUUUCUGGUCGGAAGAUAAAGACUGCGGUUAGACGUAGAAAAUAAUUGUCAAUGAUUGUUACAGACAGCAACUUUCACAACAGCUGAUGCCCUGCAUUGUUCAAUUGUUGGGAUUGUACCUCAUGCUGGGUUCAGCUGAAGUCAGAUCUGCCUACAGAAAUUUAAAACUCUGCUGUCUUUUCCCCCUAUUUAGUUUUUUGGUAAUAAGUAGAGUUGGCAACAGGGAGGUUCUCAAGCAAAACUAUUUUAGAAUCCAGCAGUUUCUUUAUUCACUGACUUGGCAUAGUCUGGCUAUAGACAUGAAUAUAGCCUGCACAGCGAAUGGCUUUGUAUAAUACCUCUUCAUCUGCACCACUAUGUGCGCUCAUCUGCGUUUACUGACGCCUCAAAAUUGUAAUUAUAUCAGUGAGGGAUUCUGUAUAGAGUAGAGAAUGUUGAUAAUGAAUGAUUUCUAUGCUGAGUUUGUGCUGGUGUAUGUGUGAAGUGAGUGAGUUGGGUGUAUUGUGCACUAAAAUUUUCUGAUAGAGGAAGACUGAUUUAAAGGAUGGUCCACGCUAAGGACUUGUUAGACCUGUAGUUCUCCAUUUAAUAAUUAUACGCUAUUUCUAUUCUUUCAUUCUUACAGCCCUUUAUCACCUGUCUCGCCUUUUUGUUAUUUUAUUAUGGAACAUGUGUAAAUACAAUUUUGUUUCUCUAUGUACUUUUUUGGCAUAACAAAUCUGUGAACUUGAAAUUUUAAUUUUGUGUGUUAUGGCAAUUUUUGUUUAGUAUUGUCUCAAAUUUUAUUAUGUAAAUUCCAUUAUUCAAAGUUGCCUAAAUCCAUUUAGAAAAUCUUUAAAAUUGGGAAUUCUUAAAGUGAGUUUAUUGGCUUUUCUGAUCCAUUUUUGUUUGGACCAAAAACCAGUAUUGUACAAAGUAUUAAGUAUAUAUUUUUAUAUUUACUGAAAUGGACUGUGGUGACUUUGGAUAAUAAGGAAAAGUUUAAUAUUAAAGCCAUGUUUAUUACAGUAUAAUUAACAUGUUAAACCAUGGGAUAAAUGCCAUCAAUAAAAAUUAUGAAAUAUU